AUGGUGAGCUUAAGACCAGACGACGAAACGGCCGUGAUGCCGCUCAUCCUGCAGCUCCUGCGGCUGAUCGGUGUCUGGGGAGAUGGCCCGGUUCGCUACCGGUUCGGGUUCAUCUUCAGCAUCUACUUUUUCGGAUUGAUGGUACCGAAGCUCCUUUUUGGCUACCCGUCGCUCGAAGCCGCCGUCCGUGGCUGUGCGGAGCUGAUCCUCGAAACGAACGUCUACUGGGGCACGCUGCUGUUCGUGAUGCGCCACGAUCACUUUGUGGCACUGAUCGAAGAGCUUCAAGCGUUCGUAAAGAUUGUGUUCCGAGACUAUCAGCCGAUGUCCAUCGGGAGCUACCUGAUCGUGCACAACUAUCGGAUCCACAAGUACAACCUGGUGUACUGCGUCGGCAUGAUCACCGCCGUUACGGCCUACUGUAUGCUACCAAUCUGGGACAGUGUGACGGCGUAUCUGUACAGUGGCAACGGUUCCACGGUUGAGUUCCAUCUUCUGAUGGAGGAAGGAUUCUACGGGCUCGACCAUCGUACGUCGUUUUUGGAUUACUGGAUCUAUACCGCGUUCAUGGUGCCGAUAAACUGGGCCAAUGCGUACACCGGGGCCGUAAAAUGUUUGGCCAUCUUCGACUCGAUCAAGUACUGCGAAACGAUCCAGCACGUGGUGGUGAUGAAGCUGGAGCAUCUUCGUGGGCUGCCGAGUCUCGGCAGCGAACGGGUGGAAGCCAUGGCCGAAAUUCUUGAGCUCCACCAGCGGGCGUUACGCUGUGCCGAGCUGUUGGAACUCGUGCUUCAGCCCGUGAUGCUGACCCAGUUCGUGCUGUGCAUUCUGAUUUGGUGCACGAUGAUGCUGUACUUUGUCGUUUCCGGUAUCAAUUCGAACCUUCUGAACAUGAUGAUCCUCUUUCUGUACGUGACGAUCGAAACGUUUGGCUACUGUUACCUCGGAACGAAGCUCUCCGAAAAGAGCUUGGAGGUAGGAACGGCUCUCUACGCCACCGACUGGUACACGUUCGAUUGCAAGAUGCAGCGGAACGUCAGGUUCAUGAUCAUGCGAUCGCAAAGGGCGUCCAGACUUACGGCGGGCAAGUUUGCCUUCGUCGAUAUGGAAGGCUUCGGAGCGAUGGUCAACAUGUCGUACUCUUGCUUCGUCGUGCUGAAGGACUUACUGUGA
Anopheles cruzii is the source of this 1173-nucleotide messenger RNA. Its product is annotated as odorant receptor 49b-like. The coding region runs from base 1 to 1173 and encodes 390 amino acids. Gene Ontology annotation, biological process: sensory perception of smell; detection of chemical stimulus involved in sensory perception of smell. Gene Ontology annotation, molecular function: odorant binding; olfactory receptor activity. Gene Ontology annotation, cellular component: plasma membrane. The record is from RefSeq and is a predicted model, not a curated record. NCBI's taxonomy places the organism in Eukaryota, Metazoa, Arthropoda, Insecta, Diptera, Culicidae. The transcript has 5 exons.